AGGGGUUUCUCAUGGCAGGAACCAAUCGAUACCUCCCGUUGCCACGAUCUGGAGACAUGCCAAGUCGCAGCAUGCAGGCUGAGUAGUACCAGCCCUGUGGCUCGGGCAAGCCGUUCAAACGCUGACUGGUUCCUUCGGGUACGAACUGGGCUUGGACAUCAAUGCUGACUGGGAUGGAAUGGGCAGAAAUUUCGCAUGAGUUUGCGCCGGAUAACUCCUACUUAACCAACCGUCAAGGACAUCCAUCGCCCAAAAUAUCGACGCGAAAGAAAAGAGUUCAUAUUCCCGACCGUCAUUUCGCAUUAACAAGGCCGCGGAGAAGAGCUGCCGCCGUCAAUUGAACACGACUUGGAGCAACGCAUCUUCCGAUCGAUCACCAAAUCAUCACCAUGUCGCCGCCGUAUGUCGUCGGCGACUCGUCGCCUUUUCUCAAGCGCGUUCUCAUUCCCUUUUGGGUUAUCCGCAUCAUCAUCAUGGUCAUCCAGAUCGGUGUAUACGGAGUCCUCAUCGCAGGACUUGGCGUCUUCAAAGACGACGUUCAACGGCUCUGGAAUGAAUACAAUACCUCACUCAGCUACGACGCCGUCCUGGGUAUCGCGGUCGUCAUAUUGCUCAUUGUCUUACUCUGCCUCAUCCUCGACUUGGUCUGCAUUAUCAAACGUGCCAGGCGGACGCUCAGCCCUCCGUUCUUCCUCGGAGUCAACAUCGCACAGUCUGUCUUCUACCUCGUUAACUUCAUUCUGAGCAUGGUCGGCGCGAGCAGUGGUCCCCUCGCCAUUGCCAUUAGUGUUAUCAUCUUAUUAUCAUUCCUUGGCCUUCUCAUCUACGCAGGCGUGGUUUUCCACCAAUAUCGCAAGGGCACUCUCUCGUACGCGCCCGCCCACAACCCCGAGGCCCACAAACUUGUCGUCCAAAAUCACACCGCCUAUCAGCCUCAGACGACGUAUCCCCAGCCGUAUGCUCAGGACUACCCCCAGACCGGCUAUUACGACCCUCAGGCCGCUGCGCAGCCUAGUCCUGCCCACGCCGGUCAGGGCUACGCCGGCCAGAACAUCGCCAGCCCGGGCUAUGCCGCUCAAAGCUACCCUGCUCAGCCCCAACAACGGCACCAGCAGAGUUAUGAGACGAACCCGCACUUCCCGAACAGUUCUUCAGCUGUCUGAUUCCGGCGUUAUGGUUAGACGACAAGUUUUUUUUUUUUUUUUUUUGGGUUUUU
Molecule: messenger RNA, 1216 nt
Organism: Canariomyces notabilis
Lineage: Eukaryota; Fungi; Ascomycota; Sordariomycetes; Sordariales; Chaetomiaceae
Exons: 2
Coding region: 390-1163 (257 amino acids)
Source: RefSeq, a predicted model, not a curated record